Fusarium sp. VM40 is the source of this 1521-nucleotide messenger RNA. Lineage: Eukaryota; Fungi; Ascomycota; Sordariomycetes; Hypocreales; Nectriaceae. The record is from the annotation of a GenBank genome assembly.
AUGGCUGAUCAAGUCAAACACCAGCUUCCCACUUCCACGAUCCAUAGGAUCCAGGAGCAGAUGGCCAGCGAGAUCUUCAAGCUUGCUGGGAGAGACCCAAAGCAACACGCCGCGUGUUUUACAGCAUGUGUUAAAUUGAUCGAGAACACCAAAGUCGUCUAUGCGACAAACAUGAACAGCUGGUUGAACGACAACCCAAUUACUAUCGGAAAAGUUCUCGAUGACUUCAAGAGCACAGACCGAACUGGGAGGACCAGUAAUCUCUGUAUGAUUCCAGCCACUACAGCCGUCGUCAUCGCCGCCGCCCUGAACCAGCAACAUAUCUGUGUUGAUGGGAAGAUGAACCAGCACGUCACUAAAGAAGUCUCCCAGAUUUGGGCGUACCUUGGAAUCGCCAUCGACGUCUGGCCUGAAGUUGAAGAUUCGCAGUUUUUCGUCAAAACAGACCUGGGGAGUUUGGAAUACCCAGUCGUCAGAAAGAUUUCCCGUGGAAAAUUUGUUGUAAAAACCCCCGAAACGGGAGAGGAACUCACUCCUCUGAUGCUACUUGCUACUGCAAGGUUGAAUGGGUGGGUGACUCCGUCUCCAGAUGCUUCCUGGUUGAAGAAGGCCAAGGUCGACUCUGAACAAAUCAUACACCGACGGAAAGCGCUGAACGACGGGAAGAGAGUCAUCGACAAGCUUGGCAACCGAAAAUAUAAACAGAACGACAAGAACUUUAUGCGAGAGAUGAAAGCAUGGCUGUCUGAGCCCGUGAUCCGAAACGAUAAAGAUUGGCUUCCUAUCAUCGACGCAGCGGAGGAGGAUCUAUCUGUAUGGAGGUUCGCUGGAAAGGCCGAAGCGACCGUUGCUACUUUUUUCUCUGACGACAUAGACUGGCAGAAACUUGCACUGAACGUUCGAGACCAAGAUUCGACGAGAGCCAUCAACAAACUAGUUCAACUAGCUGAACAGGCUCAAGAAAUCCAAAGAUCUCAGAAAGACUAUCUUCCACACGCAGUACCCAGCCUAAUGGAGAUUCGAAAGACCCUUAUAGAGGAUAAGGCUGACAGCCCGCCGUCCCAAGCGGUUUUCAGCUCAGCUUUGAAUCAAUGCUUCCUAAGUCAGGAGGCCAACGGCCGAAAGAAUAUUUUGGUCGGCGCACUUCAACGACUGUUCGACAACAUUGUCGAUGUUGUCUCUAUUAACCACCCGCUCUGUAGCGCCUUUUUUGACCUCGCAUCAAAUGUUGACGAGGUUGUGAUCUCGUGUAUCGAUCUCAACGUCGAUCGAGCAAAGAAGAGACAUCAGCACAGGCUUAAGUUGAACGACGAACUGAACUGCAGAAAUGAAGUGGUUACCAGUGUUGCAGAAACAAUCACCAACCUUGAAACGGAUCCAACUACCCCUGGAGCAGUUCUUCGUUCUAGAAUUUGCUCAAUUCUUGACUCAGCGGAUGCCUUGACCAUCCAAGAGAGCCUUUCUCACCGGGUCAAGAUUGUUGUCCGAAGCCGGGGUAGCGAUGAAAAUGCCCAAGAAUGA